Messenger RNA from Aspergillus campestris IBT 28561, 1665 nucleotides. RefSeq names its product putative MFS transporter. Gene Ontology annotation, biological process: transmembrane transport. The transcript has a single exon. The record is from RefSeq and is a predicted model, not a curated record. NCBI's taxonomy places the organism in Eukaryota, Fungi, Ascomycota, Eurotiomycetes, Eurotiales, Aspergillaceae. Gene Ontology annotation, molecular function: transmembrane transporter activity. The coding region runs from base 1 to 1665 and encodes 554 amino acids.
AUGUCGGACCACGCAAAAGAAAAGGACAAGAUAGAAGGUCUCGAGGACCCGCCCCCUCGAGUGUUGUCUAAUGACCAUCCCACCCAGACGCUGGCGGAAAAUGUUUCUUCGAGCGUUAGUGACGGCUCGGGGGAACCCACCAAAGAGAUCCACUACGGUGGAAAGCGUGAACUCACAGACGACGAGUGCUACGACAAACUCGGUUUCUGCUUCCCCGGGUGGAAGAAGUGGAUGAUUCUCUCUGUUAUUUUCGUGGUCCAGAUGUCCAUGAACUUCAACACGGGUGUCUACGCCAACGCUAUCCCGGGACUUACAGAGGAGUUUGGCAUUAGCGAACAGGCUGCCCGCGUGGGCCAGGCUGCUUUCCUUGUGGCCUAUGCAUUUGGCUGCGAGCUCUGGGCUCCCUGGAGUGAGGAGCUGGGGCGUUGGCCCAUUAUGCAGCUCAGUUUGUUUCUGGUAAAUAUAUGGCAGAUUCCCUGCGCCGUUGCUCCUAACUACGCAACCAUCGUGGUGUGCCGUAUCCUCGGUGGUCUCAGCUCGGCUGGUGGCUCCGUCACUCUCGGUAUGACCGCUGAUAUGUGGGAGGCGGAAGACCAAGGCUUUGCAGUGGCCUUCGUCGUGCUCUCCUCAGUUGGUGGCUCGACGGUGGGCCCGUUCUUUGGCGGCUUCAUCGGCGAGUACCUUGACUGGCACUGGGUCUUCUGGAUCCAGUUGAUUUUUGGUGUGGUCACCCAAGUUAUGCACUUUUUUAUGGUCCCCGAAACACGAGCGACCAUCCUGAUCGAUCGCGAGGCCAAGCGGCGGCGUAAGUCUGGGGAAGCCGACGUCUAUGGCCCUUCUGAGGUGAGUCCUGGGUUGGACGCGAAGGAGGUACUCCGCAUCUGGCGCCGGCCGUUCGAGAUGUUCAUCCGCGAGCCGAUCGUCCUGUUUCUGUCGCUUCUGUCGGGUUUCUCAGACGCCCUGAUCUUCGUAUUUACCGCCUCCUUCCCCCUGGUGUUCCAACAAUGGGACUUCAGCGUCCUCGCCGUCGGUAUGACAUUCGGCGCGAUCCUCCUUGGGUACAUCAUCGCCUACGCCAUCUUCCUGCCGGACGUGUGGCGACAGAUGACGGUUCGCCACGCGAAGGGCGGUGGAGCGCGACUACCUGAACGCCGUCUCCUUCUCCUCCUCUUCAUCUGCCCCCUCGAGCCCAUCGGCCUGUUGGGCUUUGCCUGGACCACCAUGGGCCCCGCGUACACCCCGUGGAUCGCCCCCCUCAUCUUCGCUUGUUUAAUCGCCAUGGCGAAUUACGGCAUCUACAUGGCUACCAUCGACUACAUGGUGGCCGCCUACGGACCUUACUCUGCCUCUGCGACGGGUGGUAACGGAUUUGCCCGUGACUUCCUGGCCGGUAUCGCGACCAUGUAUUCUACCCCGAUGUACCAGAACAUUGGCGGACGCUUCCACCUGCAGUGGGCUAGUACCCUUCUGGGCUGCGCGGGCGUGCUGGUCAUGAUCCCGAUCUAUGUCUUCUACUGGAAGGGCCCUGAGAUUCGCGCGCGCAGCAAGUUUGCGCAGACUCUGGAAGCAGACCGACAGCGACAUGCGGAGCGACGGGCCAGCCAGGCGUUUGGCAGCCGUCGUCCGAGCCAUAUCUCGGCGGAUGAAAAGCCCUUUGGUAGCUGA